Messenger RNA from Spea bombifrons (plains spadefoot toad), 2069 nucleotides. RefSeq names its product matrix metallopeptidase 23B (gene MMP23B). Gene Ontology annotation, biological process: collagen catabolic process; proteolysis; extracellular matrix organization. Gene Ontology annotation, cellular component: extracellular matrix. The coding region runs from base 48 to 1172 and encodes 374 amino acids. Lineage: Eukaryota; Metazoa; Chordata; Amphibia; Anura; Pelobatidae. The record is from RefSeq and is a predicted model, not a curated record. Gene Ontology annotation, molecular function: zinc ion binding; metalloendopeptidase activity. The transcript is spliced from 8 exons.
AUUGAUUGGGAGAUUACAUACUGAAAGGAAUUGGGGAGACAGACACCAUGGACCCCCAAGAUGAUGGCAGCAUUUGCUCCCGGGGGGCAAAAUGUACCUUGCUGUUCCUUGGACUGUUUGCCGGGGCCGUCUUGGUGGCUGGAAUUUUUACGGUGUCUGUGAAAACACAGGUAGACACCCUGGUGGCUCCAAACUCAAUUCUUCAACUUCCCCAUCACUUGAGGUCAAAACGAUACACUUUGACUCCAGGUCUACUGAAAUGGAACCACUUCAACCUGACAUACAGGAUUGUAUCAUUCCCAAGAAAUUUAAUCAACGAAAGCGACACCAGAAAGGGCAUCGCUGCAGCUUUCCGCAUGUGGAGUGACGUUACUGCUUUCCACUUCAAGGAAGUUCCUGCAGACCAUGAAAGUGAUCUAAAGAUUGGGUUUUAUGGUAUCACUCACACAGACUGCUUGGAGUCAUCGAUCCAUUACUGUUUUGAUGGACCCACUGGAGAACUUGCACAUGCCUACUUCCCACAAACCGGAGAGAUCCACUUUGAUGAUAGUGAAUACUGGAUUUUGGGGAACACCAGAUUCAGCUGGAAGAAAGGAGUAUGGCUGACAGACUUGGUCCAUGUAGCGGCCCAUGAGAUCGGACAUGCACUGGGACUCAUGCAUUCCCUCAAUAGCAACGCUCUGAUGCACAUCAACGCUACGCUCACAGGGAAAAAGGACAUCUCACAAGAUGACGUAUGGGGGAUAUACAGUUUGUACGGUUGCAGAGACAGGUAUUUCGUAUGCGCCUCAUGGGCUAUGAAGGGUUACUGCCAAAGUAGAAGGAGCCCAAUGAAGAAGUACUGCCCCUACAGCUGUGACUUCUGCUAUCAUUUCCCCUUGCCAACAAAAAUGCCAACUCCGGCACCACCGAGAACUAAAGUCCGAAUGGUGCCGGAAGGCAGGAAUGUUACCUUCAGAUGUGGAAAAAAGAUUAUACAUAAGAAAGGAAAAGUUUACUGGUACAAAGACAAAGAGCUUCUGGAGUACUCUUAUCCUGGAUACCUCUACCUUGCCGACGACCACAUGAGCAUCAUUGCCAAUGCCAUCAACGAAGGUCUCUACACAUGCAUCGUUAAGAAGCGGGAUCGAGUGCUCACAACAUAUUCAUGGAACAUACGAGUACCGAUGUAAAGCUUUCCAUGGGUCAACCUCACUUCCCUCACACAAAACAAAAAUAAUCACUUGAGUUGCGGGAGGUUUCUGUGACCACGUAGAUCGGAUCCAUCCACCUGUUUGUGUGGACAGUUUGCUCCGUCCAUAGCGACCGACAACAAUAAGGUGCUCAGAGAAUAGCGGACUUUAUUGAGUCUUCCUUUAAUAAACCUGGGACUUGAGACUGGCUGGCGCUGAUUAACUAACAGCGGUUUUAGCAAUGAAGGUAUUACCUUGUAAGAAAGCUUUGCACAUUAAUCCCUCACAGAUUUGCAGAGGAGGUACAAUACCCUUUGUUUGGGUGGCAUGUAAAGUUUGUUUUUAUUCCUGAGAUGUUCGUGUGGGAUAUAUCCCAAUAUCUCUAAAACCAAUCGCUUAGUAUAUUAAAUCUGAAGGGCUUGUGGGUUUGAUAAUAAUGUACAAUUCAUUGCUAAUAAGUCCGAGUCCGCAUUGUUUCCUUGAAGGUGUCACUAAUAUUGUAAAACAGACCCUCCUAUGAUCAAAAGCAGCGGAAGGUCAGCGUGAUGAUGUUAGAAAGCUCCAGUUCUGUUGGUAUUUGUUGCACCUGUUUAGCAUCAUGGAACAGACAAGUCUUCUCAUGUGCCUAUACUACCAGUCAAUGAUGGCGCUGGACAUCCAUCAUCGAGGCGCGGCUGAUGAAGCAAGAACUCGUCUCCAAGGCGUUUCUAGAUGAGCAGUUUGGACGCUGGGGUCUUCCUAACAGGGACAACCGUACGUGGAACACCAUCGGAGUUGUAGUAAACAUGAUUUGGAGGAUUUCUACUUGGCUUCAAUUGUUCUUUAGCUUCCAGACAGGACUGCAUGAGCCAAGAUGUAUCGAUGUUUACUUUACUAAACCCCACGCAUGUCCACCGA